AUGAGCGGAUAUGGUGGUCCAGCCGCGGCUGCGUGGCAGGAACAUCACACUCCUGAUGGCCGUGCCUAUUACUAUAAUAGUGCCACCAAAGUGACACAAUGGACCAAACCUGAUGAUCUCAUGACGCCUGCGGAGCGCGCGCUUUCGAGUCAACCAUGGAAGGAAUACACGGCCGAGGGCGGCCGAAAGUAUUGGUACAAUACCGAAACGAAGCAAAGCUCGUGGGAGAUGCCUGAUGCGUAUAGAAAUGCUAUGGGACAGAGUGGUGGCCAGCCAUCGUAUGGUCAGAAUGGUGGCCACUCUCACAGCAGCUACGAACAUCCUCGUGAGAGUCGCGACCAUCGUGACCCUCGUGACCAACGUGAUCAGCGUGACUUUUCUGGUCCCGAUUCACGCUAUGGAGGCUAUGGAAACGAAUCGAGGGCCCAGGCUUUUAUUCCAGCAGCCAGCGACGAACCUGAGUAUGCGUCCCCGGAAGAGGCAGAAGCCGCGUUUGUGAAGCUGCUGAAGCGGUGUGGCGUGCAACCCGACUGGACGUGGGAAGAUGCUAUGCGAGCUACCAUUAAGGAUCCGCAGUAUCGAUCAAUUCGAGAUGCAAAGGGCCGACGAGAUGCAUUCGAUAAAUAUUGCCAAGACGUGAUCGUUCAGGACAGAGAGCGAGCGGAUGAACGGAUGGCGAAGCUUCGCGCCGACUUUGAGACCAUGCUGAAACGACACCCCGAAAUUGUUCACUACACGCGCUGGAAGACAGCCCGGCCGAUGAUUGAGGGCGAGACCAUCUUUCGUUCGACCAAUAACGAAGAAGAACGUCGACAGCUGUUUGAGGAAUACGUAGUUGGGCUCAAAAAGGCGCACAAAGAGCGGCAGAUAAAGGACCGCAAGAAUGCCCUUGAUUCGCUCAAGGAUCUCCUUCCUCGGCUCAGUAUUAAGGCAUAUACUCGGUGGAGCGAUGCUCAAGAUAUCAUUUCCGCGGCGUUUCAAAAAGACGAGAAAUACCAGGCUCUCAACAAGUACGAUACUCUGGUCACCUUCCAGGAUCAUAUCAAAUCUCUUGAGCGCUCUCUAAACGAGCAAAAGCAACACGAAAAGAAAAUGAAGUAUCGGAGAGAGCGUAAAGCCCGAGACGCUUUCAAAUCACUUCUUUCUGAGCUUCGCAAGGAUGGUAAAAUCAAGCCAGGUGUAAAAUGGUCCGGCAUCCAGCCCCAAGUUGAGCGAGACGAGCGAUACAGAAACAUGUUGGGCCAUGAUGGCUCCACACCACAAGAACUCUUUUGGGAUGUUGUGGAGGAAGAAGAACGAUCCCUGCGAGGGCCAAGGAACGAUGUCCUGGACGUUCUCGAGGAUAAACGGUUUGAACUCACCCCAACGAGCGAUCUCCAAGAGUUCCUGUCUAUUAUGAAGGAUGAUCGACGCACUGCUAACAUUGACAAUGAUAUUUUGCAAUUGAUUUUUGAACGGCUUCGCGAAAAGCGUGCUGCCAAGCGGGACGAUGACAAACAGUCCGAUCGUCAACAGCGACGCGCCGUUGAGGAUCUGCGAGCACACUUGAGGCGCCUUGAUCCACCAAUCGUGUCUGGUGACACAUAUGAAAAGGUACGAUCUCGCCUACUGAAAUCAGAAGAAUUCCAGGCAGUCAGUUCCGAAGACCUCCGAAGAGGCGCUUUUGAUAAGCACAUGAGGCGACUUCGAGAAAAAGAAGAGGAUGACGCCGAUCGAGGGCAUAGACGAGGCAGCCGCGUCUCUACGGAGCGUGAAACCUCCCGCCGUGAAAGGGAGCGAUCUAGAGGUGAGAGAUCUCAACGUAGUACCCGUCCUGCCAGGCGCAGUCGCAGCCCGGAACAGGAUCCGUACGAAGCCGAUAGACGCAAAGCUAUUGCGGAAAGGGAGCGAAAUCACCGCAAGUCAACCAUGGCAGAAAAUCUCUUGACCAGCGACCGCGGCGGCCGACUGUCUCCGCCGCCACGACGAGAACGAGACCGUGACCGUGACCGCGAGCGUGAUAGAGAACGUGACCGUGACCGUGACCGUGAUCGAGAUCGGGAGCGAGAUCGUGAUCGCGACUCUGUGCGUGACCGAGAUAGGGAUCGGGAACGUGAACGAGACCGCGACCGUGACCGUGAACGUGAUCGCGACCUUGACCGACCGCCCCGUUCACGACGCGAUGAUGACAGUCACUACGACAGGGAGCGAAAAGAUCGGGAGGAUGAACGGGAGCGGCAGUACCGUCGCCGCAUUGAUCGAGGUUCGUAUGAUGAGCUCCCUUACGGAGAUGAGCGACCAUCAGGUUCACGACGCCGGCGACAAGAAGACGAAGACGAGACGUCUCGCAGAGAUUCAAGAGACUCAAAGAGACUCAAGAGAGACCGAUCCCGCGAACGAUCCCCAACCCGUGAGGGGCGUGCACGUCCCAAGACGCCGCCCGCGGCUCCUGCAAAGGAGGUCGUCAGAAGUGGUAGUGAGGAGGGAGAGAUUGAAGAAUAA
This is a messenger RNA of Pochonia chlamydosporia 170, 2481 nucleotides long. Its product is annotated as formin binding protein (FNB3). Gene Ontology annotation, molecular function: protein binding; RNA binding. NCBI's taxonomy places the organism in Eukaryota, Fungi, Ascomycota, Sordariomycetes, Hypocreales, Clavicipitaceae. Gene Ontology annotation, biological process: mRNA cis splicing, via spliceosome. Bases 1 to 2481 code for a protein of 826 amino acids. The record is from RefSeq and is a predicted model, not a curated record. Gene Ontology annotation, cellular component: U1 snRNP; U2-type prespliceosome. The transcript is spliced from 5 exons.